Miniopterus natalensis is the source of this 3010-nucleotide messenger RNA. RefSeq names its product WD repeat domain 13 (gene WDR13). Lineage: Eukaryota; Metazoa; Chordata; Mammalia; Chiroptera; Miniopteridae. Gene Ontology annotation, cellular component: nucleus. Gene Ontology annotation, molecular function: promoter-specific chromatin binding; protein binding. The record is from RefSeq and is a predicted model, not a curated record.
GCCUCAAGAGCCGGAGGCGGCCCCGGAGGUGGUCCCUGAUCCCGGGCCCUGUUAUUGGACCCGAAAAGAGAAGGCGCCCGCGGGCGGACACGGCAGAAGAGGAGGCUGGGUAAUGGCCGCGGUGUGGCAGCAGGUCUUAGCAGUAGACGCGAGGUACAACGCAUACCGCACACCAACGUUUCCACAGUUUCGGACACAGUAUAUCCGAAGGCGCAGCCAGCUACUGCGGGAGAAUGCCAAGGCUGGGCACCCCCCAGCACUGCGUCGGCAGUACCUGAGGCUACGUGGGCAGCUAUUGGGCCAGCGCUACGGGCCCCUCUCUGAGCCAGGCAGUGCUCGUGCCUAUAGCAACAGCAUCGUUCGCAGCAGCCGCACUACCCUUGACCGCAUGGAGGACUUUGAGGAUGAUCCUCGGGCCCUGGGGGCCCGUGGACACCGCCGUUCUGUCAGCCGAGGCUCCUAUCAGCUGCAAGCACAGAUGAAUCGUGCUGUCUAUGAGGACAGGCCCCCCGGCAGUGUGGUGCCCACGUCAGCAGCAGAAGCAAGUCGAGCCAUGGCUGGGGACACAUCGCUCAGUGAGAACUACGCCUUUGCGGGCAUGUACCAUGUUUUUGACCAGCACGUGGACGAGGCAGUCCCAAGGGUGCGCUUCGCCAAUGACGACCGGCACCGCCUAGCCUGCUGCUCACUCGACGGCAGCAUCUCACUGUGCCAGCUGGUUCCUGCUCCUCCCACCGUUCUCCGAGUGCUGCGGGGUCACACCCGAGGGGUGUCUGAUUUCGCCUGGUCCCUCUCCAAUGACAUCCUUGUGUCCACCUCACUCGAUGCUACCAUGCGCAUCUGGGCCUCUGAUGACGGCCGCUGUAUCCGGGAGAUCCCUGACCCCGAUGGUGCUGAAUUGCUCUGCUGCACCUUCCAGCCAGUCAACAACAACCUCACUGUGGUGGGGAAUGCCAAGCACAAUGUGCAUGUCAUGAACAUCUCCACGGGCAAGAAAGUGAAGGGUGGCUCCAGCAAGCUGACAGGCCGUGUCCUCGCUCUAUCCUUUGAUGCCCCUGGCCGGCUGCUCUGGGCAGGCGAUGACCGAGGCAGUGUUUUCUCCUUCCUCUUCGACAUGGCCACAGGGAAGCUGACCAAAGCUAAGCGUCUGGUGGUACAUGAGGGUAGCCCGGUGACUAGCAUCUCUGCCCGCUCCUGGGUCAGCCGCGAGGCCCGGGACCCCUCGCUACUCAUAAACGCUUGCCUCAACAAGCUGCUGCUCUACAGGGUGGUGGACAAUGAGGGGACCCUGCAGCUGAAGAGAAGCUUCCCCAUUGAGCAGAGCUCACACCCCGUGCGUAGCAUCUUCUGCCCCCUCAUGUCCUUCCGCCAGGGGGCCUGUGUGGUGACGGGCAGCGAGGAUAUGUGCGUACACUUCUUUGAUAUCGAGCGGGCAGCCAAGGCUGCAGUCAACAAGCUGCAGGGCCACAGCGCCCCUGUGCUGGAUGUCAGCUUCAACUGCGAUGAGAGCCUGCUGGCUUCCAGUGACGCCAGCGGCAUGGUCAUCGUCUGGAGGCGGGAGCAGAAGUAGGAGCCUCUCGGCCCUGCCAUGUCUACCUUCUCACCUGGCCCAUGCUCCAGCCUUGUGUUUGUAAAUAAAGUUCCUGUGCUUGUGCCGGUGGCUGGCUCCCAGGGCUGCUAGAGGUGGGAUAGGGGAGAGGGCAGCUCUGGGAUCAAAAUUGGAUGGGAUUCACUUAUUCAUUCAUUCAUGCAUGUGUUGAUUUCUUCUCUCAUUCAACAACCGUUUACUGAAUGUCUGCCAUGUCAUAGGCACCACUUUUACAAUCAUGCAUUGGACAGACAUUACUAAGUAUCUACUGUGUGCCAGGAACUCUUCUAGGCUUUUGGGGUACAGCUGUGACCUAAACUGACAAAUCUUGCCCUCGUGGGGCUCACUUUCUAGUGGAAGCAGAUAGAUAACAGAAAUAUAUAAUAGGUCAGUUAAAAAUGAGCAUUGUGAGGAAAAAUAAAGUAAGGACAGGAGAUAGAGUUGCGGGAGUGGGAGGUUGGGCUCUUUUGGGUGCCGUAAUCAGGGAAGACAUUACUGACAGUGUGAAAUUUAAACAACGAUCUGAAUGAAGUGAGGGAGCCAUCAUGUGUGAGGAGGAAAACAUUCCAGGCAGAGAAAAGGCAGUGCAAAGGCAUCGAGGCUGGAGUGUGCCCUAAGGGUGGUUGCAGAGGCUGGUGUGAGAGGUGAUGAGGUUGGCCAGGCCUGAUCCUGAAGGACUUUGUGGGCCAUAGUGAGAACUUGGGCUUUUGUAUGAGUGAGGGGUGAGUCACUGGACGGUUUUGAGCAGAGGAUCCUUCUGGGUGCUGUAAAGAGAACAGACUGAGGGGCAAAGGUGGAAGUAGGAGGGCCAGUCAAGAGACCCUGUAGUAGUUGAAGCAGGCAUGAUGGGACCUGUGCCAGGGUGGGGGCACUGGAGGAGUUGAGGUGGCAAGUGUUGGCUUCUACCACAAGGUUUUAUCCUAUGAGUCCACAGGGCUUUGCUGCCUCAGGGAGGCCCAGGCUCCCCCCAGCCCCAGGGCAGCUGCUGCCUGGGCCCCACACCUGUCUGCAUCAGACUGUUGUCCAGAAGCAGAGAGCAGAGGUGUUGAGGACUUGGAGUUCAUGCUGGUGCCGGAUCAACCAUGCACUCUAAGGCUGCCAUGUCCAGAUGCAUCAAUGGGAAGUGUGACUACCAUCUUGAGACCUCAGGGUCAGUCCACAGAGUCACAGACUCCAACCUGGCCCAAUACUGUUGAGCUACUGAACUAACACCAGCAGUCUGUUGAGGGAGGAAAAUAACCUCCUGUUUGUUCGGGCCACUGUUAUUGACGAUGUGGUUACUUGUAGCCAGAGCAUUUCUACCUAGUACAACAGGUUCUUGAAUAACAUUGUUUUGUUCAAUGUCGUUUUGUUAUAAUGUUGACAAGAUGCCGUAGGAACUUAACUCGUGUUUAUGUCAAUUAGCCUGUGGUAGAAUUGGUU